Molecule: messenger RNA, 624 nt
Organism: Geodia barretti
Lineage: Eukaryota; Metazoa; Porifera; Demospongiae; Tetractinellida; Geodiidae
Source: the annotation of a GenBank genome assembly
GGAUCGCGGAAGCGCGCCAACGCAGUAGAUAGUAGUAGUACGGCAGUUCCCGCGUGUUUCUUCGACCAUGCGGCAGCUCCACUACACGUUGGCAGUGAUCCUCGCGUCGCUAUUGGCUGCCAGUAGCGUCGCAGCGUCAAGCUGUCCCAAUUUCACAAAAGAGCUCCUGGAAGACCUACUUAGUAAUGAAGCAAGGAAGAUAACGAUUGCGAAUGACGAGACUCUGUGUGACAAUGACCAGCAGCUGACUUCUGACGCGGAGAGGGCUGCAACAGUAAUUAUCGAGUACAGCUGCAGCGGGGAGGAUUGCGUGGUAACGGGGCACGACUACGCAUUGGUUGAUAUAAGGUGUAUCGACGGGAUUUGGAACGAAGAAAGCUUCGCCCCAAGGCAGAGUGAUCUGUAUGGUUUAGUGAGCACCGGAGGCAUAAUUCCGAACUCUUGCGCCGAUUGCAUCGACAUGACGACCCUCAUCGAAAUCGAAACUACCCCAGAAACCCUCCGGGAAAUUUGGAUUACAACGAGACAACACACUGUCUGGAGCUUCCCAUGUGCCAUGGAUCUGAUGAGUCUUUCCUCGGGUACUUCAGUGCUAGAGAGUGCUGUGUAGAUAUAGAGGAAGGU